UAUAGAAAUAUGAAAGGAAAAUUUUUGGCGCUUUCACAACAGUAGUGGUAAACAUUUUUUGGCUCAACUUUUGUUAUUUACGCGCCAAAAACAUGUGCAGCUCAACGAUCGUAAGCACAAGUUAUUAUUUGCACAAAGGCCUUCGUCUAUUCAACAAAUUAUAUUGUAAUAUUUGGACCCGAUCUCAUCUUUUCUACCUAAGUUUACUUUAUUAAAAUUCUUUUCAGUAAUAAUUUUCAAAGAAAAUGUCCAACAAUCAAAAUUCGUACAUUAUUGAUUGGGUCAAAUUGAUGGAAGAAAGUGAUGAUGAUUUAGAAGAUCAAGAUCAAAAUUCAUUGAUUAGCGAUUUCAGUUCAACAUUGAAAUGUUCAAACGAAUUUGAACCCUGUGGAUCUCAAACAGACGUUUCGAAAUUGUUCUUAUCCAAAUCUGAUAUUUCAGUAUCAGCCAUUGAAAUCAAUAAAUCAGACGAAAAAAUGGAAGCUAAAUAUGAAUUGGAAUUUUCCAACCCUGAAGAAAUCCAAUAUGAUAUCGAUUCUGGCUUGGGCAUUUCUUCUUCUGGUUUGGACGUAUCAUCUAGUGAUUAUAUCAAUGUAGCUAUUGAUGCUCAAGAACCUUUAGUUAUUGACAACAACAGUAUUGAUGAUGAUAUACAUACUACACCAAGGUUAAAAAGACCAUUGCGUGAACUUAAUUUCUAUCCAAGCAAUCAUUCUCGAUCAUAUAGCCCGGCAAGUUCAACUUGUUCAUCAUUGGAACGUCCCAGAAAAUCGACACGAUUUAAUCAUAAUAAAUGUGUUGAAUUCGAAACAGAUCCUGAUGUGAUCAAAAGACGACAAAAACAAAUUGAUUAUGGCAAGAAUACUAUUGGAUAUCAAAAUUAUAUAAGUAAAUUGCCGAAAAAUCGUCGAAACAAAACUGACCUUUGUACACCGAAUAAAUUUGUCAAAUACAGUCGUCGUUCAUGGGAUCAACAAAUUAAAUUAUGGCGCCUACGCUUACAUGAACAUGAUCCACCAGAAAUGGGCAGCAAAUCCGAACAACAGCAACCAUCACACGAUAAUGUGAAUGACGAAAAUGUUAACAAAGUGAAUCGAAAACUUGAAUUUGAUCAGGCUUCGAUUGAUAUCGAUGACCAAAACGAACCUCAUUCAGCAUCGACAUUGGACGAAAAUUCUGAUUUAAACCUGGACAUUUCGGACAUUUUACAAUUGUAAUUUGAGACUUGAACUUCAAAUUUUUAUCAUCAUCGCCAUUUACUCAGUAUUCAUUGUUUAUCAGGAUCGACUUUUCUUUCCUUUUGAAAUCACAUACAAUUCAUAAAUUUAGGCUUCACAUUUCAUUAAACUGAUUUAAUAUAUCAAAUAAAACUAUUCUUAUUUGGCAA
Dermatophagoides farinae (American house dust mite) is the source of this 1387-nucleotide messenger RNA. It is a transcript of the gene Slbp, whose product is annotated as Stem-loop binding protein. Gene Ontology annotation, biological process: mRNA transport; mRNA 3'-end processing by stem-loop binding and cleavage. Gene Ontology annotation, cellular component: cytoplasm; histone pre-mRNA 3'end processing complex. NCBI's taxonomy places the organism in Eukaryota, Metazoa, Arthropoda, Arachnida, Sarcoptiformes, Pyroglyphidae. Gene Ontology annotation, molecular function: mRNA binding; histone pre-mRNA stem-loop binding. The record is from RefSeq and is a predicted model, not a curated record.